UGAGACCGAACCAGUUUUCAAAAAUAAUGGUACAGCUGCACUCUUUCGAUUUUGCAGUGAGACCGCUUUAGAGCUUUACCACAGUGCACUACAUGAAGACUAUGCCUUCGUGACCGGGCUGUCACAGUUCGUUCGCGUAAAUAUCUGUGAAGUUAGAGAUCUCCAAGUUGUGACAGGCUCCUCUCAUAUAUUCUCUGCAUUCAUUCUGUUUUAUUUUGAUGAGAAUUUUUUGAACAGUCAGGCCAGACUUUCAGAGCGAUGGAUCAGAAGCUUGUGUUCUCAGCCCUGGAAACAGUGUGUCAGGAGGCCAUCUCUGCUCUGAGCACGUCGGCUGGCAAACCACGCGCUGACUCCAUGACUCGUCUGCUGGAGCUCAUGAGGCAGACCCAGGAACACGGCCGCGCUCUCCAGCCGGUCGCGUCCGGCUUCGCGGCGGUCUACCAUCAUUACGACUUCGACCCUCAGACACCCGGGAAUGGAUACAGGACUUUAGUCAAGGUGCUGCGUUCCUGCAUUUUCCACAUCAUUCAGAAAGGUCGCUACAUCGCCGCUAACUGUCAUUCGCCUUUCUUUCGGGUGGAGCACAAUACAGGCGAAGUGGAGGCGUACUGCAGUGCCCUGUGCCAGCUCCGUGCCCUCCUCUACUUGGCACAGCGGUUGCUUAGCGACAACGAGCAUGGGCAGCUUUACUCACAGGAGGAAGGAGGCCUGAGUGAAAAGUUUGUGCAGGAGUACAUCUCCAUGCACAAGGCCUGCUUCUAUGGUCGCUGUCUCGGCUUCCAGUUCUCCCCGUCCCUGCGUCCGUUUCUCCAGACGGUGGUGAUAAGUAUGGUGUCCUGUGGGGAGAACUACAGAACACAGCAGUCUGGGUUUGGUAUGGCGGCUCUCUCUUUCUUCACCUCCGGGAAGUACGUUAUGGACCCAGAGCUGAGGGGGGCGGAGUUUGAGCGGAUAACGCAGAACCUAGACAUGUCCUUCUGGAAGUCUUUCUGGAACCUGACUGAGACUGAACUCCUGUCAGGUUUGGCCAAAAUGUCAUCUAACCAGGUGCAGGUGAACAUGGCCCUGACAGUACCUCCUAAUCCGCUGACUUUGCCCCUGGCUUCUGACCCCACCCUGACCACAACUGUGCCCCCCCCACUGGCCCACUGGGGCCCGGGGCCGGUACACAUGAGGCUCAUCUCCUACACCCUCCGCCAAGGACAGGUCAGUAAGGAGCUGCUGGAGCUCUGUCGUUCUGAGGGCACUUCUCGUUCUCUCCCCGCAGGUUUUCACCUUCAGAAGGGGGCCGAUCUCUCUCCCUGCCUCCUCAUACAUUUUCAUGGUGGGGGCUUUGUCGCCCAGACCUCCAAGUCACAUGCGAGUUAUCUGAAGAGCUGGUCGAAGGACCUGGAUGUUCCCAUUCUGUCUGUGGAUUACUCUCUGGCCCCAGAGGCCCCGUUCCCCCGGGCCCUGGAGGAGUGUUUCUACGCCUACUGCUGGGCCCUACAGAACUGUCACUUACUGGGGUCGACGGCUGAGCGCGUGUGUCUGGCAGGAGACAGUGCAGGAGGGAACCUGUGUUUGACCGUGUCCAUGCGAGCGUUGACUCAGGGUAUCCGUGUUCCCGACGGUAUAAUGGCCGCCUACCCAGCCACUCUCCUGACGACCGACGCCUCUCCCUCCCGCCUCCUCACUCUGAUCGAUCCACUGCUGCCCUUGGGCGUGCUUUACAAAUGCAUCAACGCAUAUGCAGGUUUGGACAUUCAGGCAGUGCAGGGUGGGCUACAGAUCAGUGCUCUGACUGCCGUGGGUCAGGACACUGCAGUGUUGACUAGUGACGUGACUGAGGGGGCGUCCAGUUCAGCACAGUCUGUGCCGGACUGCCCUGGAUCUUCAUCCUCAUCGCAGGCGUCGUCGAUCAGUACACAGUCCCCAGGUUCCGCUGCCUCCGCUGACGGCACAGCAGAGGGUUCCAGAGAUUUCCCCGAUGGCUUUCAGCCUCUGCGGUCAGGCUCUUUAGCCAAAAUCCAAACACCCCGUACCCCCAUCAUCAAAAACCCCUAUGUGUCCCCGCUCCUGGCCCCCGACCACAUGCUGAGAGGACUUCCGCCCGUGUAUCUGGUGGCCUCAGCUCUGGAUGCUCUGUUGGAUGAUUCAGUGAUGUUUGCCAAAAAGCUGAGGAACAUUGGUCAACCAGUGAGCCUGACCGUGAUAGAAGACCUCCCACAUGGUUUCCUCAGCCUAUCAAAACUCUCCAAAGAGACCCAGGAUGCUUCAGACAUCUGUGUGGCAAGAAUCAGGGAAGUAUUUCAGCAAAACCCGCUCUCUGAUACUAACAAACAGCCGAGGAAGCUCAGUGUGACCAGUAGCAAUCACAGCUCCACUGAUUAAGCGAGCCUGUAUUCAUUUUCCCAGUUCUAGUCGAUGUGAGAAAAGCUAAGGCAAGAAAUACAUGCAGAGUGUGGACCCCACGAAGUGGAAAACAAAGGUGAAGAAAAAAGGAAGACAAAGCAAGUAGUGAAGGAAGGAGAGAGAGAGAGAGAGAGAGAGAGAGAGAGAGACUGAAGAAUUGAGAGAAAAGUUAGCAUCAUUUGGAGUAUAAUAUGAACAAGAGUAUACACCACACUAUACUCACAGGUUAAGGAUAAAAGGUCAA
Molecule: messenger RNA, 2638 nt
Organism: Chanos chanos (milkfish)
Lineage: Eukaryota; Metazoa; Chordata; Actinopteri; Gonorynchiformes; Chanidae
Gene: lipea
Product: lipase, hormone-sensitive a
Exons: 12
Coding region: 259-2373 (704 amino acids)
Biological process (GO): cholesterol metabolic process; triglyceride catabolic process
Cellular component (GO): cytosol
Molecular function (GO): sterol ester esterase activity; triacylglycerol lipase activity
Source: RefSeq, a predicted model, not a curated record